Molecule: messenger RNA, 830 nt
Organism: Hippocampus comes (tiger tail seahorse)
Lineage: Eukaryota; Metazoa; Chordata; Actinopteri; Syngnathiformes; Syngnathidae
Product: calcineurin subunit B type 1
Exons: 6
Coding region: 201-713 (170 amino acids)
Molecular function (GO): calcium ion binding
Source: RefSeq, a predicted model, not a curated record
GUCCCUCCUUCCCUCUGUGCUCCAUUGCUUUCGACGGAAGAGAGCUCAGGUGGAAAGAGAGUCCACGAAGCUGGGUGUUGUAAAAAGGCCGAGACGUGAUCGGCUCUUCCCCCGCUUAGUGGACACAGUUUGGCAGCGAUUCGAACCCUCCGUCAACGGUCUUCCUCACAUCGCCUGGGCUUUCUCGACCGAGCACCACCAUGGGAAAUGAAGCCAGCUACCCUCUGGAAAUGUGCACACAUUUUGACCCGGACGAGAUCAAGCGUCUGGGGAAGCGCUUCAAGAAGCUGGACCUUGACAACUCGGGGUCGCUCAGCGUGGAGGAGUUCAUGUCGCUGCCUGAGUUACAGCAGAACCCUCUCGUGCAGAGGGUCAUCGACAUAUUCGACACGGACGGCAACGGAGAAGUGGACUUUAAAGAGUUCAUUGAAGGAGUGUCACAGUUCAGCGUCAAAGGCGACAAGGAGCAGAAGCUUCGAUUCGCAUUCCGGAUCUACGACAUGGACAAGGAUGGCUACAUCUCCAACGGCGAACUGUUCCAGGUGCUCAAGAUGAUGGUGGGCAACAACCUGAAAGACACACAGCUGCAGCAGAUUGUGGACAAAACCAUCAUCAACGCCGACAAGGACGGUGAUGGCAGGAUAUCUUUCGAGGAGUUCUGCGCGGUGGUGGGCGGCCUGGACAUACACAAAAAGAUGGUGGUGGACGUGUGAGCGCACCCCCACCUCUCUUCUCGACCCCCCUCCAGCUCGCUUGAGUCUCCCUGCCCUCCUGAGUUCUCCUGGACGCUCGCUUCCUUCGCCUUGUCCAGCAAAGUCAAGAAAAAAAAA